Messenger RNA from Haliotis rubra (blacklip abalone), 522 nucleotides. RefSeq names its product putative nuclease HARBI1. The transcript has 3 exons. The coding region runs from base 1 to 522 and encodes 173 amino acids. The record is from RefSeq and is a predicted model, not a curated record. Lineage: Eukaryota; Metazoa; Mollusca; Gastropoda; Lepetellida; Haliotidae.
AUGAUUGGCUUUUAUGAGAUCAGUGGCUUUCCAAAAGUGUUAGGAUGUGUUGAUGGAACUCUCAUACCGAUCAAGCGUCCCCCCAUCGAUGUCGAGCAAGCGUACGUUUGCAGGAAGGGCUACCAUGCCAUCAACGUACAGGGGAUCAGUGACCACACACUAAGAAUCAGCAAUGCAGUUGCAAAAUGGCCAGGCUCAAGCCAUGACUCCUCUAUAUUGAACAACAGUCAAGUUGCAGAGCUCCUUGACACUGGGAACCUGCCAGGGGUAUUGCUCGGAGACUCGGGGUGUUUACACAAAACGACUGGUUGCCUGCCAUUCAGCACUGACAAGUGUUGUAAAGUCAUUAUCGCAUGCAUGAAGCUUCACAAUUACUGCAUGGAUGAGAAAGUGCCGCUACCAGAGCUACACGAGGAGCAUGAAGACCCCUCUCAUCACCAUCUGGCGUCAGAUGUCAUCCAUGCCAAUGAUGGACUCUCACUCAGAAACAAGAUCAUUCAACAAGUAAUCAGCCAGUCGUAA